This is a messenger RNA of Ogataea haglerorum, 1497 nucleotides long. RefSeq lists its product as uncharacterized. Gene Ontology annotation, biological process: hydrogen peroxide catabolic process; cellular response to oxidative stress; response to reactive oxygen species. The record is from RefSeq and is a predicted model, not a curated record. Bases 1 to 1497 code for a protein of 498 amino acids. The transcript has a single exon. Gene Ontology annotation, molecular function: heme binding; peroxidase activity. Lineage: Eukaryota; Fungi; Ascomycota; Pichiomycetes; Pichiales; Pichiaceae.
AUGAUUUUGAUGAUUAAUGGGGCUACAGAAGACGAAUUGACUUUCCGAGAGUCCUGGGAGCAGAAAAAACGCUUUAACAUGGGCAGAACGUACAAUGAAACAAGACCUGUAGCAGAGGAUGCAAGACCUUGGUUCGAAUCGCCUGCGUUGCCAGCUAUCCCAAGUAUCACGUGGAAAAGAACAGCAUACUAUUAUGAAAGAUAUGUCGUCCACGCCCCGAUCUGCACACUCAGAAGACUUCCAUUUGUGCCUGACCAUACAGGCUCUUAUCUAUUUGACCCCCAUUCCACUACUGCUCCUUCAGCGGACAAAGAUAGCCAAAUGCUUGAAAGAGAGUCCAGAUUCCCCAACAGUGACGCUAUUAGAGACUCAAGUCGUGUCAUUGCACCCCGAGUCAGGUCAGAUUUUACUCCAAAAUCGUACAUCCUCAGUUCCGAGUCGGUGAGACAGACACAUGACUCAGGUCAUCUGGUGUCCCAAACCGUGCCGAUUAAAUCUCCUUCGAUCACUAAACUUUUCGAGCAACCAGCAGACGCACCACCACCAUCUCCAACUCCCAUACAAAAAGAGCAACAGGUGAUUGAGGACAGGCCAAUCAAGUCUUCAGAUUCGAACUCGUCUUUUUUCUAUAAGAUCAGAAUUAGGCGAAAAAAUAAACCUCAGGAUCCCACUUUAGGAAAUUAUGAACUUGUCAGACAAGCGAUCAGAGACUGUCUUCCAAAACCAGAUUAUGACGAUGGAUCUAUCGGUCCCAACAUGGUUAGGUUUACUUGGCAUUGUUGUGCCCAUUUCGACCGUGAUUCAGGUACUGGUGGUAGUAAUGGGGGUACAAUGAGAUUCGCUCAGGAAUUCAAUGAUCCCGGAAAUACGGGGCUCCACACUGCAAAAUCGUAUCUGGAUCAAAUUCACGAGAAAUACCCAUGGAUAUCUUUUGCUGAUCUGUAUACCUUAGGAGGGGUGGUUGCCAUUGAAGCCAUGGGGGGACCUGAGAUUGAGUGGAAACCAGGAAGAACCGAUUGUCCAGAUUCUAACAAAGUGCCUCCGAUGGGAAGACUUCCACUAGCUACCAAAGGUACUGAGCACCUUCAUGAGGUAUUCACUCAACGUCUUGGAUUCAAUGACCAGGAACUUGUUGCGCUAAUUGGUGGUGGCCACACGUUGGGGGGCUGUCAUGUGAAGUUUAGUGGAUUUGACGGCAGUUGGACUCCCCAUCCAAUAAAGUUUGACAAUGAGUUUUUCAGAGUGUUAUUGGAAGAUACAUGGAACUUCGAGCAAGUGCCUUUGACGGGUAUGCCACAAUAUUACAAUUCCAAUCACAGCUUGAUGAUGCUGCUCACAGAUAUGGAGUUGAUCAAAAAUCCUACAUUCAGAUACUGGAUCGAAGUGUAUGCAAAAGAUUCGGAACUAUUUAUGAGAGACUUUGCUCUAGUGUUUGCUAAACUAUUAGAACUGGGAGUGAACAGAGACCCUGAUGGGAUUGCUCGGACCAAAGUUUAG